UCUUUUUGACCAAUGUUGCUUCACAUUUGUGUUGCGGUCAUUAGCACAUGUCUUGGCGUUUACUAUUACUAUUAUCAUACCCUUUUUGAUUGGGAUGCAACUUACUGGGAUGUGGACACACCAUUGUUUCCAUCAGGAUACAAUUACUGCCAAGCAGCGUAUCCAUCGCCGUCUGUAUACAACAAAGUCCCACCACCAUGGACAUUACACCAACUCUACAUCAUAACCCGACACGGCGACCGCGCACCCUCUACACACAUCCCAACAGAAAUAUGGACAACAUGUCCUCAACCAUCUGACAACCUCACCUUACCAUCAUCAAUCCUCCCAAACGCCCGACCCAUACUCCGGACACUACCAGAAACGCAUCUAUGGAAUGGAACGUGUAUGACGGGGCAAUUAUCUGUGCGGGGUAUACACCAAAUGCACACACUCGGGAAAGUAUUUGCGGAUAUUUAUGGUGAAUGGCCUGUGAUGGCGCGGAGUACGGACGUAUGGAGGACAAUUCAAGGUGCCCAGGCGUUUUUAACUGGGUUGGUACCAAAAGGGGAUGCGAUUCCUUUGUAUAUUUAUCCUAAAGCGGUGGAUACGUUAUCCUUGUCGCUGGUGUGUCCGCGGGUAGUGGAGGUUUACAAGGCGGCGAGGAGGACGAGGGAAUAUAAAUUGUAUCAGGAGAGGGCGGAGAGGGUUGCAAAGGGGUUAUCGAAUGAAAUGGGUGUAGAAUACAGGGAUUUGGAGAGAUGGUUUGAUAUUGUUCAAUGUAGGAGUUGUUGGGGAAAGGAAAAGUUGGGUGUCGAAGAGGAGGUGGUGCGACUGGCGUAUUGGUGGUUACGGUUUGAAUAUAAUGCCACACGGACGGUUGAGCUUGGGCUUCGGGUUGGGCCAUUGUUGGAUGAACUCGUGCAGACUAUGGAGGAAGGUAAAAAAGAACUGUACUAUUAUUCUGCCCAUGAUACCACUAUUUCGGGGGUUUUGAGUGUGUUGGGUUUUGAGCCGGUUUUGUGGCCUCCUUAUGCUUCUCAUCUUGUAUUUGAAGUCUGGACACGCGGGGAGGGUGAAAAGGGGGUAAAGGUACUGUACAAUGGACAAGUGGUAGACUUGGGGUGUGGUGAGAUGGGGUUGUGUGGAUGGCAGGCAUUUUUAGGGUUGAUAGAAAAGUUUUUGGUGGUGGACUUGAAAAAGGAGUGUAGGCCAGUGUGAGAUGUGUGGCAAGAGGUAGAUGGUGAGAAGCGGAUGUGGUUGAUAGAUGUUGUUUAAAAUGGAUGUACGACCCAUACAUAUGGCA
Molecule: messenger RNA, 1285 nt
Organism: Spizellomyces punctatus DAOM BR117
Lineage: Eukaryota; Fungi; Chytridiomycota; Chytridiomycetes; Spizellomycetales; Spizellomycetaceae
Exons: 2
Coding region: 13-1200 (395 amino acids)
Biological process (GO): dephosphorylation
Molecular function (GO): phosphatase activity
Source: RefSeq, a predicted model, not a curated record